Molecule: messenger RNA, 6391 nt
Organism: Dreissena polymorpha
Lineage: Eukaryota; Metazoa; Mollusca; Bivalvia; Myida; Dreissenidae
Product: sushi, von Willebrand factor type A, EGF and pentraxin domain-containing protein 1-like
Exons: 34
Coding region: 212-6391 (2059 amino acids)
Molecular function (GO): calcium ion binding
Source: RefSeq, a predicted model, not a curated record
UAUUUUUCGAAGUUCAGCUGAAUUUGGAAAGCUGUAUACUCCGGGAUUCGAUGGUAGGAUCAAUUAUCCAAACUUUGUCAAAUGUGAUUGGCACAUUGAUCUUCCUACAAAUAAAUCGAUUUCCCUAUACUUUUCAAGUGAAACACAACUGAAUGAUGCUGAUAAAAACAGAGUCAACAAUGGGGAUUUUCUGGAGAUCUAUGACAAUGGUAUGGCCCUGCACCCUGUCCCAGGGUUCAACACUGCUGCCUUACGAGAAAAAAGCCACGUAGCUUCCUCUGGAAAAGUCCAUCUGCGACUGAUUUCCUCACCUACACGCUCCGCCCGGGGUUUCUAUGCAACCUGGUCUAUUGGUUGUCCAGACCCUCAGUUUGAUGCAAACACAGUGGUAGAUCCGUCUCCAAUCAGACUGCACUACACUGCCAAUAUGACUCUCACAUGCGCUACAGGCUAUGCCUUCCACCUCCGACAGCUAGCUAACGGCCCGCCCAGUGUCAACCUCAGGUGUGGCUAUGGUGGGCAGUGGGAGGGCUUCCUGCAGACUCCACGAUGCACACCCAAAUACUGUGGAGUUGUUCCAAACAUUGAGAAUGGCUACAUAGAGUCAUCUACAGGGGCUACGUACGGAAGUACAGCCACAUACAAAUGCUUCUCUGGGUCAACGCUUCAAGGAGUUGGUACCAUCAGUUGUCAGGCAGAUGGAACCUGGAGCCAGAGACCAACAUGUGUUGCGGCAAGAUGUCCAUCUAAUGUAAAUGACUUAUCUAUUGCCAACGGAGUCGGGGUCCUCACAAUUGGAGAUGGAACCAGAAUUGGUUCCUACUACAACUACAAGUGCAAUGCUGGGUACCAACUUGUCGGUUCCCCUGUUGUCAUCUGCCAAGAAAAUGGGACGUGGAGCCAUCCUGAACCUACAUGUACCAGACUGAAGUGCCUCCUGCCACAGAUCACCCAAGGCAGCUACAUCGGUGCCGUUGCAGAGAGCCUUUUAGACUUUGAAAACACUCUCACUGUCACAUGCAACUCUGGAUACCAGCUGGGUGCCAACUCCAUCAACACCGUGAGCUGUCAGGCUAACAGAACUCUCACUCAAUUACCCCAGUGUGUUGAUAUAGAUGAAUGCACAUCAGGUUCACCCUGCACCAAAGGGAACUGUUUGAACUCGGUCGGUUCAUUUUCAUGCUUCUGUAAUCCUGGAUAUGAACUGGAUGCAUCUUUAAGAAAUUGCAUUGACAUCAACGAGUGCCUGAGAAACAAUGCCAAUUGUGGUGGGACAUGUACCAACACUGAUGGGGGUUACAUUUGCUCCUGCAGUGACCCUUUUGUAUUGUAUGCGGCUAGUGGAACAUCCGGCCUGUUCAUUCCAUCACCGGAAAGUGGGACCAGACCUAGCGAUGUCUACUAUAUCAAUCAUACUUGUGUUUUGAAGAGCUGCCCUGCUCCAGAAACAAAUGUUAGCCGUGCUACCCUGUUGACUCGAAGGAGCACCCAUCUCUAUGGUGACUUGGUUGAAUAUCAAUGUGACAUGGGCUUCACACCUGGACGCACAUUCAGGAAAUGUGGCGACAGUGGCUGGUCAGAUUUAACACCAUCUUGUACAGCCAUUCAGUGUACAGAUGAUAGGCCCAAUACUGGUCUGUCCAACCCAGCAGUUGUAUCAGGAAAUUACAACUUCAACUUCAGACUGGAUCUCAACUGUAGCCAGGCAGGUGGUGCUAUCAAGUUCCAGCGUUACAGAUUCUGUACAUACAACAUGGCCAUGGAUAAAUAUGAGCUCCAGGGAUCACCAUAUGAUUGUGGGGAGGUUGACUGUGGAAUACCGAUGGCGUAUUCAGGAACCAACUAUGCUGCUUCUGUUGUGAACACAAAGUUUGGCAGCCAGUUUACGUUCACAUGUUCUGCUGGAAAUACAAGAUUUGGGAGUAGUGAAGCUGGCGACGAUGUUGUGCGAUGUACAAAAGACGGAUACUGGGACUUUGGAAGCCUGUCCUGCUUUGGUCAGUCCUGUAUUGACCCUGGUGUUCCCCUUUGGGGACAGAUUGUCGCAACACAAAGAUCGUUUGCUGACCAGAGCACAGUCACCUACCAAUGCCUGAGGCCCGGGUACAAUAUCACAGCCGGACCCACAACCAUCACCUGUCAGGGCAGCUCUUGGAACAACGCACAGACACCUGAAUGCACAGACACUGAAAAGCCUGUGAUAGCGAACUGCCCUUCCAGCGGUAUUGUCCUCAACCGAUAUGAGAGACUGGCGGGAUAUCUACCAAUUCUGUCGGUUACAGACAACACUAUGGUGCGAGAUCUAACUGUUAGCCCCAGGAAUGCUAGGACUACCUACUACGUGGAGGCGCCACUCACAGUGAUUUUCACUGCAACUGAUCACGCUGGCAACAGUGCUUCUUGCAGUAUUCCAGUAACUCUCCGGGAUGAAACUCCACCAAGCAUUACCUGUCCAAAUGUUCAGAUAAUAGAGCUGAGCAUUCCAGGAGAAAACAGAACCAACCCCCUCAGCCAAAGUUCGUUCACAAUAACAGACAAUGUUGACCCAGCACCAGUGUUAAGCUACAAAACUUCGCUUCCCACAAUAUUUACUGAAAAUGAUCUGUACAAGACGUUCACAUAUGAAGUUGAGGCCAGGGAUACCAGUAACAAUUAUGCAACAUGUCAGGGACAGAUUUAUGUCAGACCUGCAACCUGUAGUGAAUUAAGUUUUCAAACUCCUUUGUUUUCUACAAAGUCCUGCACAUUUGACAGUGGUACAAACACUCCAACCUGCACUAUCACAUGUAAUGAUGGAUAUUUAACAUACACAAGCACUACGGGCAUAUCCGUGGUGAAACGGAAGACGCGGACGUUCACCUGCAACUCUGGAACCUGGUCGCCAGCAUUAAUAACGUCUUGUGUUCAAGAUACUCGACCACCAGUGCUUACAUGUCCUCAAAGUCAAGUCUUUCCCCUGGGAAGCUCAGAAACUAAAUUCCUCAACUUCACUGAUGGCACAUUUGCUGGUACAGUCAUGGAUGCCAACAACAUUUUUUCAACUGUUUAUACACCAGCGUCUCUUAGUUUAUCAGCAGCCGACGGCUACGUGGCUAGACCAAUAGUCAUGACAGUAACUGAUGCAGCACAGCGGAGCUCCUCUUGCACAUUUCAGGUCAACGUUCAACCACCUGAUUGUCACCCAGACUCCUACCCAAGCCCCCUAAAUGGAAAUAAAACCUGCGCUGCAACUGGGUCUGGCUACAGCUGUACCAUCACAUGCAACAAUGGCUACCUCAUCAAAGGAUCUGGGACUACCAAGACUGUGACAUGUUCCUCUGGAGUGAGCUGGGCUGAGACUGAUGUUGUCACAGAUUGUGUUCGAGAUCAAACACCUCCUGAUCUGCAGUGCCCAACAUCUCAAGUCGUGCAAAUCAGCAACAUAAAUGACGUUGUUCAAAUUGAUUUUGCUGCAAAUGCUCUCUACGCCCCCAUUCGCAAUGUGGACAGUGGAGUCCCUGUUGGCAGCAGCCCUACUCUGCAGUACUUUCCAUCAUUAUUGACCCUGAGUCAAACAAAUGUCAACUCUAACAAUGUAUUCACGAUCACUUUGAGGUCAACUGACCGAGGUGGUAAAGCAGCACAAUGCGAUUUCUAUGUGACUGUGGAAGCACCAAUUUGCUCCUAUUUCUCGCUGCCCGAAAUUUCAAAUGGUCAGAAAACGUGCACUGCUAGAACUGGACUGAACACUGGUUUUGACUGCACUCUCACUUGCAACAAUGGUUACACCUUCCCUAUUACCACUAACAAUGCAAGAAUCAACUCGAUCACAACUAGCUGUAAUACUGGCUCACCAUUUACUGGAACCCCUGUCAUGAACUGCGUCAGUGCAACACAAAACACUGUUAGUCCAGUGUUCACUGGAUAUAUGGAGUAUGAUUAUACUCCAUCGGAUGGCACAAUCAACAUCCCGUCAACUUGUGACCAGUUGUAUAUGGAUACCUUCAAAGCAAGGAUUAGCGAUUUUUCAUCACAGAGUAGCCAGUUUACAGUUGUGUGCAAGGCAACCCUGGAUAUUCCAGCUGACACACCGUUCACUUUCCAGUUCUUGCCAAAUGAAACUAAAGGGACGGUGAUUACAGGGGGUGGAACCAAUACAAAUAUAGUUAGAAUGAAAUAUUACUACACCAUGCUUUCAAUAAACGCCACAUACUUCAGGGAGUGUGAAGUGAUAAUUGGGAGUAUCAUGGAUUCCGGUAAUUACAGACUGGAAAAGUUCACUAUAGGUCAAACAACUUUAAAUACAGGAGUGACCUGCCCACCAGUGGCAUACUUGGCCAAGUCUGUGACUCUCACACCAGGGAUAUACACAUGCAGUCAAAACUACUUCCGAACAGAGUCUGCCUGUGUGCCAUGCCCAUCAGGGAGUGUGCGUCCAGUUGCUAAUUCUGACACAAAGUGUGAACAAUGCCCAGUAGGCUAUUACAGAGAUGUCAACAUGGGCAUCUGUACUGCUUGUCCAACUGGAAUGACUACCCGAUACCUCGGAACCACAUCAAGCAAUCAAUGCAUUGCUGCCUGCGCCCCGGGCUCUGUAUCAACGACUGGUUACCGGCCAUGCUACCCGUGUGCCAAGGGGUCAUACAGCGACAGUACAACAACCUGCACUCCCUGUCCCAGUGGGAAUUCCACGACAUCAGUUGGAGCAUCGUCUAUUGCAGACUGUAGUGUCAGUUCCUACACUGCUUUGGAGAGAUGUCCUCUGGGUACUCAACAAAAUUACACAGUUGGUGACUGUAUCAAGUGUGACUACGGUACAUAUGGAGUUCUUGGCAUUGUCAACGGUGUUCAGGAGUAUGUGUGCACUUCGUGUGGGUCUAAUCGUGGCACCUUCAUACGAGGGGCCGUUAGAAUAGAACAGUGCUAUGAUGUGUGUCAGGCUGGGUAUGUGUCGAAGUUCGCCCAUGGGUUGGCCCCAUGUGACGCCUGUGCAGUGGGAUUCUAUUACAAUACCGCCACUCGGAGAUGUGACUCUUGUCCUGCUGGCACUUCCACCCUGGCAUCUGGCAGUAUAGGGGCAUCAGCCUGCAUACAGACCACCCAAAUCCGAGAUAACUGUCCACUGGGGAGCUUCCGUAACCAGACAAUUGGGUCUUGUGAGGCCUGCCCAUUGGGUACCUACAGCACUGGAGAGGAACUGAAUGCCUGCACACAAUGUCCGAGUGAUACGUCAACCUAUAUGCCGGGCGCAACCUCCAGUGCAAUGUGCACACUUAAAUGUGCCCCAGGAUUUUUCUCCUCCAAUGGUCUAUCGCCAUGCACUCCAUGUGGAUUAGGUCAAUUCUCCACAGCUUAUGGAAGCACCUCAUGUUCAAGCUGCUCAGCGGAACAGACAACUCUGUCCAUCACUGCUAUCUCAUGUGUCAGAAAGUGUGCGGCUGGAAGGUUUUCAUUCUCUGGCAAUGAAGGUGUGACUGGUUCAAGUUGUAGAGCUUGUCCUCAGAACUGCUACCAGUCGAGCAUAGGCCACACUAGCUGCAGUCAAUGUCCUCCUGAUACAAGUUCUCAGCUUAAUGGUCUCACUAAUGUCAAUCAGUGUCUAGCAGUUGAAUGUACAAACCGAUGUGUCAAUGGGGGAACUUGUAGAAAGCAAGACAACAACUUCUUAUGUCAGUGCGUGCCAGGUUAUGAGGGGGAUACCUGCCAGACUUUGACCGAUGUGUGCUUCAGCAGUCCGUGUUACAAUGGCGGAACAUGUGCAAGGAACAUUGAUCCCACCCUUGGUUAUAUUUGCACAUGCAAUGCCAGAGCCACUGGUUCCCGUUGUGAAACGCUAAUAAAGACUUGCAACACCAGUGCUGCCACACCGACGUGUCUGAACGGUGGAUAUUGCAUCAACCGCUGGCAGGAACCAGGCUAUGAGUGCAUGUGUCCCAGCGGCUUUAGUGGAGCUAGGUGCAAUCAAACUGCAAACAUCUGUGUCACCAAUCCAUGUAGUUCAGCUGGAACUAGAACAUGUAUGGACUCAAGCAAUGGACAGAAUCUUCGCAGAAGGUGCAUUUGCAAGCCGGGAUAUGGUGGAGAAUCAUGUGCCCAGGACAUAAGUGAGAAGCAUCAACCACAUGCAGUGGCCAGGGCACUUGUGUGGAUGUAUAUCGUUACGGCAAACAUUUCUGCUCCUGCAAUGCAGGGUACACAGGUGCUUGGAUUGCACAUAUGCCAUGGGUCUGCGCCCAUCGAUGUGCGAUGCUGCUCUGUUGGCCAGGACUGCACUGGCAAGGCUCUGGACCCUGCCAAGUGUGCUGACGUGGACCGUUCCAACCUGGUGGAUGGAGGAAACCCUGGUGUGAGGACUGCCAACGAUCCCACAAACUACGUUGUGCAGUUCAAAUGCUCUUUAAAUAGAGGUUAG